AUGGGCAUUUCGCGCGACCGCAGGCACAAGCACCGCAAGACCGGCGGCCGCUUCCCCAUCCACCAAAAAAAACGCAAACAUGAACUCGGCCGCCCCCCCGCCGUCACCAAACUCGGCCCCAAAAGAGUUCGCCCCGUCCGCUGCCGCGGCGGCAACUUGAAGCACCGGGCCAUUCGCCUGGACGCCGGCAACUACUGCUGGGCCAGCCAGAAGGUGGCCCGGAAAACGCGCAUUCUGAACGUGGUCUACAACGCCUCCAACAAUGAGCUGGUGCGGACCAACACCCUCGUGAAGAACUCCAUUGUGCACAUCGACGCCACUCCUUUCAAGGCCUGGUUCCGCUCCUACUACGGCCUGGACGUGGGCAAGAAGACGCAGGGGGAAGCUGAGGAGAAAGCGCCUUCAAAACACACUCUCUUCGCCCAAGAACAAAGAAGAAAUAAAGGCAUUCCCAAAAUAGAUCCGCUGCUGGAGGAGCAGUUCAACACUGGCCGCCUCCUCGCCUGCAUCAGCAGCAGACCUGGCCAGGUUGGCCGCGCGGAUGGCUACAUUCUGGAGGCGAGUUUUCCCCACUUUUUUGUCUUUUCUUUUUAA
This is a messenger RNA of Eimeria necatrix, 594 nucleotides long. RefSeq names its product 40S ribosomal protein S8, putative. Lineage: Eukaryota; Apicomplexa; Conoidasida; Eucoccidiorida; Eimeriidae. The transcript has 3 exons. The record is from RefSeq and is a predicted model, not a curated record. The coding region runs from base 1 to 594 and encodes 197 amino acids. Gene Ontology annotation, biological process: maturation of SSU-rRNA from tricistronic rRNA transcript (SSU-rRNA, 5.8S rRNA, LSU-rRNA); translation. Gene Ontology annotation, molecular function: structural constituent of ribosome. Gene Ontology annotation, cellular component: cytosolic small ribosomal subunit; ribosome.